AACCGGACACUUGUCCAUCUUCUUUUCCGCCCGCGCGUGUACACACUUGACCUAAGAUGAUAGUUUCGUCUAAAAUUGCGCUGCACCUUGGUAUUUUUGACAAACGUUCGAGAGUGAAAAUAACAGAGUAAAUCAAGGCUAGAGGUAAAAAUAAAAUGCUUAAGUAAAAAAUUGCAAAAUCAUUGCAAUGGGACUGAUGGAAUUGAUUGUUUCUGCUUUAUGUUUGAACGCCACUUGUACCGAUGACAAUCUGGAGAAAUACUCUAUUAGAAAAGACCGUUACUUUUUACUGGCCGAUCAAUUAAAGCACGAGAAUUUGCGAAUUACAACGCUGAUGAAUGGUCAUUUAAGUGGCUACGAAAUAAUUAAUGGGAGUAUCGUGGGAAAAGGAGUGGCUUUCGAUAUCAUCGAGAUAUUGCAAAAUGAAUACAAAUUCAACUAUACUGUGGUAGUACCGGACGACAAUGUUUUCUAUGAAAAUUCCCAUGAAAAGGGCAUUAAGAAUAUGCUUUUAAAUGGAGAAGCAGAUGUCGCCGCCACGUUCCUUCCCAUGACCUACAACGAAACAAUACGAUACUCGCGUAGUUUGGAUACUGCCGAGUGGGUAGUCCUGAUGUUAAGGCCUAAAGAGUCUGCCACUGGUUCUGGAUUGUUAGCUCCGUUUACCGCUUCCGUUUGGACCCUAAUUAUUAUCUCGCUACUGAUUGUUGGCCCGAUUUUGUACCUGGUGGUGUUCAUCAGGGUCAAAAUGUGUGAAGACGACAGGGACGCGGAAUUUUCUUUGCCCGCUUGUAUGUGGUUCGUGUAUGGGGCAUUGUUAAAGCAGGGUUCCACGCUGAACCCGAAAUCAGAUUCUUCGAGGCUGUUAUUUUCGACUUGGUGGAUCUUCAUCACAAUUUUGACCGCCUUCUAUACCGCCAAUUUGACGGCCUUUUUGACGCUUUCCAAGUUCACGCUACCCAUCAACAAACCGGAGGACAUAGUAAAAAAGCGGUAUCAGUGGGUAACAAAUCGGGGAAACGGAAUUAUUACCUUCAUGAACGAUCAACAGGGUAUCUUGCAAGAACUAAUCGGACCUCCUAAAUUUCAGAUCGAUUCUACCGACAAAGAUAUUCUUCAUAGCUACGUUUCCAAAAAUUUCAUGUAUAUUCGAGAGAAAACGGUUUUGGAUUAUAUAAUGUAUGACGAUUACAAAGAAAAAACUAAGGAAGGGGUUCAGGAAACGCAGAGGUGUACCUACGUCGUGACCACUUUCCCGAUUACCACUUUACCCAGAGCGUUUGCUUUCUCGCCAACCUUCAAAUAUUUCGAUUUGUUUGAUAUUACCAUUCAAUACCUGAUCGAAUCCGGUAUAAUCGAGUUCAAAGAAAAAGAGUUCCUGCCAGACACGGUGAUAUGUCCGCUGAAUCUCGGAAAUAAAGAGCGUCGCCUCAGAAAUUCUGAUCUGACAAUGACGUACAAUAUCGUCGGCGGUGGUUUGAUAGUAGCGACGAUCACUUUCGCUUUGGAAUUUGCCGUCCACAGUUACAAGCGCAACGGAUGUUGCUGUCGAGAUCCCAAGGACGGCCAUCAACGGCCAGAAAAAAUCACCGGCCAUUUUCCAAAAGGCAACGGCUUGGAGACAAAAUGGGUUUCGCCCCCUCCAUCCUAUCAUACGUUGUUCAAUGACAACUAUGCCAACAAUUACUGGUACGAGAACAACGGCGUCAACAAAAAGCAAGCUUUCUCAAUGACGCCCGGAAUCAUUGGAAGCAAAGGGAGCCUCGUUCCCUACAAAACUUCGAUUUUCCUGUUUCAGUUUACCAAAUAAAUUUUUUUAGAGCGUGUUUUACUCGUUUACGAUUGUAUAGUUAGUGGGAUGUUGUUUUUGCGUAAUAUAACGUUGU
Cylas formicarius (sweet potato weevil) is the source of this 1886-nucleotide messenger RNA. RefSeq names its product glutamate receptor U1 (gene Ir76b). NCBI's taxonomy places the organism in Eukaryota, Metazoa, Arthropoda, Insecta, Coleoptera, Brentidae. The transcript is spliced from 7 exons. Gene Ontology annotation, cellular component: membrane. The record is from RefSeq and is a predicted model, not a curated record. Gene Ontology annotation, molecular function: ligand-gated monoatomic ion channel activity. Bases 188 to 1810 code for a protein of 540 amino acids.